ACACACACAUACAAUCUCGUUGGAAGAUAGUGAGCAGCGAUCUUUUGUACGCCGGAGUAUGAAGCUUCACCUUGUGGAAUAUAAACUGUAAUUCUUCGGAGGCUUUUGAAGAGAUAAAGCUCGUUUGUCCUGCCGCAGCGGAGUCACAGAGCAGAGGACACGGGGGAGAGUCUAUGGCAGAGCACAUGAUGAUGCCCAUGAACCACGGCCAGGGAAACGGGGGUCUGCAUGGCUACCGGAUGGGCAUGAAUGGAGGCCUGCAGGCAGGCCCCCAGCAGCACAUUCCCCAGUCUGGCUUGAGAGCCAUGCCCAAUGGACAGAUGAUGCACUAUGGAGCGGGGCCUCAGGGAAACAUGGAGGCCGCCAUGCGCCAAAGGGCUAACAUGGUGGGGCCUAUGAAUGGACAGAUGGGUCACCACCGAAUGCAGUCAACUAACAUGAUGUUCAACAACCAGGGCCAGCCACAGCAGCAUCACGUUCAGCAGCAUCAACAGCAGCAUCAACAGCACCACCACAUGCAGCAACAACAGCCUCAACCACCACCGCCACAACAACAACAACAACAACAACAACAGCAACAGCAGUAUAUGACCGGGGGUCUCACUUCCCAACAGCUCAUGGCCAGCAUGCACCUUCAGAAACUCAACACACAGUACCACGGGCACCCGUUGGGACACAUGAAUGGCAACCAUAUGGGAAAUGGGGCGCAAUUCCGCAUGGGUCAGGCUCAGCUGAGCAACAUGCAGCACAUGCCCGGCCCAGCUCUCAGUCUUAAUGGUAUGGAUGCUGAUUUGAUCGACGAAGAGGUUUUGACGUCGUUGGUCAUGGAGUUAGGACUGGACCGGGUGCAAGAACUCCCUGAACUCUUCCUCGGACAAAACGAGUUUGACUUCAUAUCGGACUUUGUGAGCAAACAGCAGCCGAGCACCGUUAGCUGCUGAGACAGGACUGUUUGGACGCUUCGAGGCGGGAUUUGAUUAUCAAUAUGGUUAUUUUUGGGACCACCAUCACCAGAACCAGAGGUGGCCAAAUGCCUCUGUUCUCAGAAACGAGUGGUCAAGCUCCUGUCAGGACUACAGUUCUGCUUCUGGCUGGAACGCCAAAAAACAACGUUCCAUGGAUGAAUGUAACAACACUUCAGAACUGUGAACUUGGUGCAAUGUAAAGACACUCAAACAUUUAUUUGUCUUCGAUGCAGUUUUACAUUUAAAAAUGUAUUUAUUUAUUGCUUAUUCAGAUGUAUUAACAUAGAACAAAAAAGCAGCAAUGACCUUAAGAACCUGUGGUUUAUGGGGCAACUGCCAAAAUGGGAUUGCUGAAUUGUUCUCUUUGAUUUAGACCCAAAAAAUGUGUUCAUCGACCCAACAGUAAGUCUAUUGUAUGGUAAAUGUUCAGUAUACCCAAAACCACUGCUUGCUUACAAUAGUCUUGAUACAACUGAUCUGUCUGAGCUUUAGAAUUGCCUUAAAUCAAGUUGCUUUUAUUUAUUUGUUCCCCCAGUUCCCCAACAGUCCAAGAGGGCUCAAAACUAUGUGUGACUUGUAAUAAAGAUGGCCAAGUUUUUAACUUUGGCCUAAUUUUUCAUCAA
Molecule: messenger RNA, 1588 nt
Organism: Danio rerio (zebrafish)
Lineage: Eukaryota; Metazoa; Chordata; Actinopteri; Cypriniformes; Danionidae
Gene: cited4b
Product: Cbp/p300 interacting transactivator with ED-rich tail 4b
Biological process (GO): regulation of DNA-templated transcription
Cellular component (GO): nucleus
Molecular function (GO): transcription coactivator activity
Source: RefSeq, marked validated